CGCGCCGCCUCUUCAGAUUUGCAUCGCUCUCGCACUGAAAGCGCAGAACAGCUUGUGAGAGAGACAACAUGGCACUGUUGCCGCUGCUCAACCGUGGUUCCUGGGGCCCCUCUGACUUGGUGAGGCGUUUCUUGAAUGACGACUUCGGCGGUUCCUUCCUGGACGGCGAGCUUUUCGACCCGCCUUUCUACCACCAGCGGUUUUACAUCCAGCCGCAGCACCAGCAGCCAUCAGCCGCCGUCUGCCCCGCCCAGCAGGGCACUUCUGUCGCCUGCACGCCGGACAAGUUCGCCAUCAACGUUGACACCAGGCACUUCACUCCGGAGGAGAUCACCGUGAAGACGCAGGACAACUGCGUCGUCAUUCACGCCAAGCACGAAGAGAAGUCCGACGACCGCGGCUGCUACGUGAAGAGAGAGUUCACCCGCCGCUACGUCCUGCCCGAAGACGUAGACCCCGAGUCGGUGAAGUGCCAGCUCAAGCCCAACGGACUGCUCUCCCUGGAAGCACCGAGAAAGAACGCGCCCAAGGAGCAGCCCAAGGCCAUCCCGAUUGAAGUGAAGCACGAAGGCGCCAGCGGUGACGUCGCUAAGAAGUGAGCUAGCGCGCAUAGCGACUCUAGUCACUUGUGUGGUGAGAACAGUUCUUGGGUUCUGUCAUAAACUGCCCGGUGCCUGUUGCGGAGAAACCAAACGGAAAUCUCCCGCGUUUGUACUGCCUCGAUUUUUUUUUUUUUUUUUCUGCUAGUUGAGAUGACUGCUGCAUCGUUCCUCUGUACUUCGUACGUGAAUAAACAUGUGAAGCAUCGUUUUCGCUGCAA
Dermacentor andersoni is the source of this 820-nucleotide messenger RNA. Its product is annotated as protein lethal(2)essential for life-like. Gene Ontology annotation, biological process: protein refolding; response to heat. Lineage: Eukaryota; Metazoa; Arthropoda; Arachnida; Ixodida; Ixodidae. Gene Ontology annotation, cellular component: nucleus; cytoplasm. The record is from RefSeq and is a predicted model, not a curated record.